CAGGAGCCGUAGCUCUUCUGCCCACUUGUAAGUGCAACUGGUAUGGGUAAUGGUGUGAGAGAAGGUCAAGUGGAUUUCAAACAGCAGGAUGUGGAGCCAAUUACAUCAACCCAUCUUCCAUCAGAGGAUAACCAGGAGAAAAAGAAAGUACUCAACUCCCUGAUGUCUGGCGCAUUGGCUGGUGCUGUUGCUAAAACUGCAGUAGCUCCACUGGAUAGAACAAAAAUCAUGUUUCAAGUGUCUUCAAAAAGAUUUUCUGCCAAGGAGGCCUACAGGCUGAUUUAUCGCACCUACCUCAAUGAAGGCUUCUGGAGUCUCUGGCGGGGGAACUCAGCCACCAUGGUCCGUGUGAUCCCGUACGCUGCCAUUCAGUUCUGUGCGCACGAAGAGUACAAGCAGCUCCUGGGGAGUUACUACGGCUUCCAGGGAAAAGCGCUGACACCCUUUCCUCGAUUCAUUGCUGGCUCUCUGGCAGGCACAACGGCUGCCAUGUUAACCUACCCCUUGGAUAUGGUCCGUGCUCGAAUGGCUGUCACGCCGAAGGAGAUGUACAGCAACAUUGUUCAUGUCUUCAUCCGAAUAUCCCGAGAGGAAGGAUUGAAGACAUUGUAUAGGGGAUUUACACCAACCAUCCUUGGAGUGAUUCCGUAUGCUGGGCUUAGCUUCUUCACGUACGAGACGCUCAAGAAACUACAUGCAGAUCACAGUGGGAAACUGCAGCCAUCCCCUCCGGAGCGGCUUUUGUUUGGUGCCUGCGCAGGCUUGAUUGGCCAGUCAGCUUCGUACCCCCUGGACGUGGUUCGCCGACGAAUGCAGACGGCGGGGGUUAUGGGACACACGUACAGUUCCAUCCUUCUCACCAUGCAGGAGAUUAUAAGAGAAGAGGGACUAAUCCGUGGCUUGUACAAAGGACUCAGCAUGAACUGGGUCAAAGGUCCAAUUGCAGUGGGAAUAAGCUUCACAACCUUUGACCUGACGCAGAUCCUUCUCCGUAAAUUACAGCACAGCACUAAUGUUGAAAGGUAGUAGCUUAAUCCCCACAGCCCUUGCUGGGGAAAAGUACAACACGUGUAGAAAGAGCAAUGCUAGCGUUCCCUCACUUUGUACAUGCUCUCC
Molecule: messenger RNA, 1116 nt
Organism: Nipponia nippon (crested ibis)
Lineage: Eukaryota; Metazoa; Chordata; Aves; Pelecaniformes; Threskiornithidae
Gene: SLC25A42
Product: solute carrier family 25 member 42
Biological process (GO): transmembrane transport
Cellular component (GO): mitochondrial inner membrane
Source: RefSeq, a predicted model, not a curated record